Molecule: messenger RNA, 4683 nt
Organism: Nelumbo nucifera (sacred lotus)
Lineage: Eukaryota; Viridiplantae; Streptophyta; Magnoliopsida; Proteales; Nelumbonaceae
Product: RAF-like serine/threonine-protein kinase 20
Biological process (GO): signal transduction; protein phosphorylation
Cellular component (GO): cytoplasm
Molecular function (GO): protein kinase activity; protein binding; ATP binding
Source: RefSeq, a predicted model, not a curated record
UAAUCAACAAGAUCACAUCAUAAGAGGAUCGCGCGCUCCUUUUCGGAACGCCUCUCGUUGCCACCUCCUAAACUGAAAAAGCCCCCACCGAAACUCCUCUUCUUCUCUCUUUCUUCCUCUCUGAUCAAUCAAUCCGGUGCUCUCUCUCUCUCUCUCUCUCUCUCUCUCUGAAUGUUAAAUAAAUGGAAGCUGGGACUCUAGUGUUAUUCCAGCCUAGGACCCGCAAAACACUGCAUUUCUUUCUUCAAUGACUCGACCUGGCUUACAUUUAAUCGGUGCCUACCGUUUUCAUUGUUGUUGCUGAUGGCGUUUGAUCAGAGCUCCACCCAGAAAGACCUCCGACAGUUAGACGUUGCUCGGACGGUCGCCGAAGAGCCACGUGCUGCCACUGGUUUGGCGACAGGGAGGAACGCCGAGGGAUUUCUCCCUAAUUCGGCUCGUGAUGUUGGUAGUCCUGGGUCUAGACAACCACUGUAUUAUGCGGCGACGGUUCCCGAUACUGGGUAUGUGGGGUUAGGGUUUGCGAAUCCGAUGAUGGCUUGGUGUUCUCGUCCGCCUGUGCUGAUUGGCACCGCUGGUGCUGUGCCUGUUGGGUAUACUGAAUUUCCAAAUGUUGGAAACCGGGUUGGAGGUAAUGGGGCCGAUCAGGCAAGCAAUGAGGGUGGCGAAGAAUCGGUGUCGGGGAAGAAAGUUAAGUUUUUGUGCAGUUUCGGAGGUAAGAUUUUGCCGAGACCGAGUGAUGGGAUGUUGAGAUAUGUCGGAGGUCAGACUAGGAUAAUUGGCGUGAAGAGAGAUAUAUGUUUUCAAGAACUAGUGCAGAAGAUGACCGACAUCUAUGGCCAAUCCGUGCAUAUCAAAUACCAGCUCCCUGAUGAAGAUCUUGAUGCCCUUGUAUCGAUUUCUUGUCCGGAGGAUAUUGAAAACAUGAUGGAGGAAUACGAGAAGCUGGUUGAGAAUUCCGAUGGGUCGUCGAAGCUGAGGCUCUUCUUGUUCGCUGCUUCUGAGCCCGACCCAUCUGGUCUUGUGCAUUUUUGUGAUUUGCAGGAUAGCGGGCAGAGGUACGUUGAUGCUGUGAAUGGGAUUCCGGAUGGCGUUGGCUGUAAAAUUACAGGGAAGGGGAGUACAGCUAGUGCAGGUUCUACGCAGAAUUCUGAUAGCUUGAUGAGUGGUGGUGAUGGUGCAGACAGCUUUGGUCUCGGUGGGUCGCCAUCUCCAGGCGUGCUAUCGCCUCGAGUUGCUGUUUCUGCUUCUCAGGAGUCUGCAACAAGAUUGGUGUAUGUGGGUCCAAAUCCUGUGGUGUAUACAGAUGCUUCAGCAGUGCCUUUGGGUCAUGCGGCGGUCCUGGGUGUUCCUUCUCAAUCUUCUUCUAGACAGGAAAUUGAAUUAGAAAGACAAAUGCCUGCUAUGGUGCAGCAGAAGCAACAACAGAUAUUGGGGUUUGAUUUGCAGCAAUCUUCUGGAGUGGAAGUUCCACCCUCUGUCACUUACAUGCAGCCUUAUGCGGAUAAUCACCAGGAAGCUUUUACUCGUGUGGAAUAUCUGCAAUUGCCUUCCCAAGGUGGAUAUGCAAAUCCCCAGAUGUUGAGUGUCGCGGGAUCAGCUUACAGGUUUGUUGAUCACACACAACAGGUCCGAGAAAACACAGCUGGUGUUCCACCUCAUCAAUUUAUACCUGCAGUUCACAUGGACAUGACAAUGGCGUUUUCAUCUCCUUAUGUUGGUGUUAAACAGAAUGGGGUACAGCAGUACAUACAGCCGCAACAAGCACGAGUGGAGCCUUAUCCUGAAGAGAGUUCAGUUGGGCAGAAGGUAGUUCAGGUUCCUAUUGAUCAGAACUACAAAACUUAUCAAACCCAGCCCCAGCCUCAACUGGCCUCGGUCCCAUUGCAGGCAGGGGUUUAUGAUUUGAAUCAGGUGCCACCUACAGAGCAGGUGGUUUCCUCGGAGGGUUGGGUGCCUCAUCAACAGGGGAAUUUUCCUGACAAAACUUUGAGAUUUGAGGAUUGUUAUAUGUGUCAAAAAGCAUUGCCCCAUACACAUUCUGAUACUUUAGUACAGGAACGCAGGGACAAUCCCCAAAAUACUGUUUCUGAUUCGAAUCUAGUUUUUCACAGUUUCCCAACAGAGGACAAUAUGAGGGACCGGACUACGAAUAGAGUGGGAGUAACUGGAGCAUUGGGGGAGGGCACGGUUGAACACCAAGGCAGUGGGACUCCAUCGAAGGUCAUGGAACACGUCAAUCCUGAGAGGCCUAAAUCUCCAUUAAAUGUACCUGUAUUUGCUCAGAAUCCUGAGGCUCAACAUGACAAUGAGAGGAUUCUAUUCCAAAAACUAGACAACCCUGAUAACCCUAGGAUGUUAUAUUCCCCAGCCCCAGGUGUGAUGCGAUUUCCAGGUGAUGUACUGUAUUCUGAUGGUGUUUUCCCCAAUAAUGCCCCUCAGUCUGGCCAAGAAGAUUCUCUCCAGCAGUCUCCUUUACCGCUCCGGUGCCAAGUUAAACAGGAAGUUUUGAUAAAUAAAACAGCUGCUACUGAUAGCCCUCCUGCAAGAGUCAUGCCUUACCAAACUUCACAACCGUUAGGUCAUGAAACUAUCACAGAGUGCUCUGGUAAGAUUCUUGGCUUUGUUCCAAAGGAAGACACAUCAGAUACUUGCAUUUCAUAUGACCAUCUUAGACCAAUGGGUUUAAAAAUGGAAGCAAUAUGUAUUAGUUCACCUGAAAUUUCUGGCAACAAUGAACAGACUAGAUUACCUGUUAAUAAGCCUAAAAUGGAUGAGAUCCCAGAUAAAAAACCACAAAUUGCAGGGAAGGAAAUAUUUCUUGCUAAUGACUUCAUCAAAGCUGGAAUUGCUCCUGAUGGUAAUUGCACGAAACCAGCUGAGAUGCUUCCAGUUUCCUCUUCAGAAGUUGUUUACUUGAACAAUAUUAAAUUGGCAGAGCCAAGUCAAGUAGCACAACAACCAACAGUGGGUCAUUUGGGAAUGCACCCAUAUCUAAAGAAUGAAAAUUCUCACAUUUCUCCUGAUGAAAUAUGGCAUGCAUUUGUCCCUUCAGGUGCUAAUGCACCCUCUGCUUUAUCACCACCUAGUGGGAUGCUUGGAGACGAUUGGGAUUCUGCUCCCUCAAAUUCACUUUUCAGCAACCAGGAUCCUUGGAUUUUACGACAUGAUUCACAUUUCACUCCAAGGCUCAUCAAGGUGACCACAACCAAAGAAGCCUUUGUCACAAGGGAUAAUGGUGGGGACACAAGUACAAAGAUGCGAUUAAAUGAAGGAGCUGUUCGCGAGCCAUCAUGGACUCUGAACAAGGAUACAAACUCUGAACAUCUCCAAACUGUUAAAGGUGCAGCAGAGGAACAUAUCAAGAAGGAGCUGCAGGCUGUUGCAGAAGGUGUUGCUGCUUCUGUUUUUCAACCAACUGUACUGUCUAAUAAUUCUGACUUCUCCAUCCAUGAGAUAAAUGAAUCCAGUUCUGAAGCCAACCAAGAUAGAGAAAUUCAAAAUAAUGAUGCAGAAGCACAAAGUAGAGUUAAUGUUGAGGACAUGAAGACCAAACUACAAGAUAAGGCACAUCCUGGUUUUCCAAUUUCAGAUGGCAUUGGUCGACUGCAGAUAAUCAAAAACAGCGACCUUGAAGAAUUGAGAGAACUGGGUUCUGGAACCUUUGGCACUGUCUAUCAUGGAAAAUGGAGAGGUUCAGAUGUUGCAAUCAAAAGGAUCAAUGAUAGGUGCUUUUCUGGGAAACUAUCAGAGCAAGAACGCAUGAGAGAUGACUUUUGGAACGAAGCAAUCAAGCUUGCUGAUUUACACCACCCAAAUGUAGUAGCUUUCUAUGGUAUUGUGCUUGAUGGUCCUGGGGGUUCUGUGGCAACAGUAACAGAAUACAUGGUUAAUGGAUCGUUGAGAAAUGCUUUACAAAAGAAUGAUAAGAUCAUUGACAAGCGGAAGCGCGUCUUAAUUGCAAUGGACGUGGCUUUUGGGAUGGAGUACUUGCAUGGGAAGAAUAUAGUUCACUUUGACUUAAAAAGUGACAACUUACUUGUGAAUCUUCGAGAUCCUCAUAGGCCAAUAUGCAAGGUUAGUGAUUUGGGCCUGUCAAAAGUGAAAUGCCAGACCCUUAUCUCAGGUGGUGUUCGGGGAACACUGCCAUGGAUGGCCCCGGAACUUCUAAAUGGCAGCAACAGCCUGGUCUCUGAGAAGGUUGAUGUGUUCUCCUUUGGUAUUGUUAUGUGGGAGCUUCUAACCGGAGAAGAACCAUAUGCAGAUUUGCACUAUGGAGCAAUCAUUGGUGGUAUUGUGAGCAACACAUUGCGGCCAGCGGUGCCAGACUAUUGUGAUCCAGAGUGGAGAUCACUGAUGGAGAAAUGCUGGUCAUCGGAGACAUCAGAGAGACCGAGUUUCACAGAGAUUGCAAACAUGUUACGGUCUAUGGCAGCUAAUCUUCCUUCGAAGGGACAAGCCCAACAACAGCAACACUCAACAGCACAACCACAAGCUAAGAAAUGACUUCUCCUAAGCAUUUCCCUGUGGUUUCUUUAUUUUUCCUUCUGCUUGUAUGUUACAUCAUGCCCCUCUUGGCCUCUUGUAAGAGUACUAUCCCUUUUCCACAGAUGUAACAGGACAGGUGGACCACUUUUUGAAUAGAAAUUAUAGUCCUCAUUAUCUGUUCGCUUUUGGUUUUUA